Microsporum canis CBS 113480 is the source of this 2211-nucleotide messenger RNA. RefSeq lists its product as uncharacterized. Bases 1 to 2211 code for a protein of 736 amino acids. The record is from RefSeq and is a predicted model, not a curated record. The transcript is spliced from 2 exons. Gene Ontology annotation, cellular component: mitochondrion. Lineage: Eukaryota; Fungi; Ascomycota; Eurotiomycetes; Onygenales; Arthrodermataceae. Gene Ontology annotation, molecular function: ATP binding; ATP hydrolysis activity; oxidoreductase activity.
AUGGUUAACCGUCUACGAUGCCCUCGAUGGCAUAUGCCGGUCUUCCCUACAACCUCGGUGCGAAGGCUGUCAGCCCAGAACAGCCCACCAACAAUCAAGAUUAAGAAUGCAACUUUUUACAGACAUUAUCCAACGACUGAAGGCGUCCAGCGAGAUAAUCCUCCACUCUACCCCAACUUGAGCUUUGAGCUAUCGUCUAGCAAUCAUGGAGCAAGGCAAGCCGAUGGUACUGGACGACCCCAGGACCAGCCCUUUUGGGCUGUAAUUGGGUCCUCCGAUAGGUCAAGCUUCCUAGAAAUUCUCUGUGGCCGACAUAUCUGCAUACCACCUACAGCUCGAGCAUAUCCUCUUCUCGCAACAGAGGAGAUCUCCUCAAAGGACCCGCGCCUUCGAUAUCCUGGCCAUGCAAUCCGCUACAUAGGGUUCGAUGGAGAUGCCAAAAGGGACGCUGGCGGAGUGCGUGGUUCGUAUCUUAGUGCACGAUACGAAAGCAGAAGAGAAGAGACAGACUUUACCGUGCUGCAGUUUCUGAGAGGCCAGACAUCGCUCAACCCUUUGGAAGGCAUGGAAGGUGUAUCUUACGAGUUUGACCAACUGCUACACCAGGUCAUUGCCGACCUAGGCCUGCAGAACCUACUAGAAAUGCCAUUAUCAAACUUAAGCAAUGGCCAAACAAGGCGGGCUCGAAUUGCAAAAGCGUUACUAGAUAAGCCCGAAGUGCUGUUGCUCGAUGAUCCCUUCAUGGGCUUGGAUCCUCCGACUGUUAAGGCACUCUCUCCAUUGUUAUAUAAUAUCUCGUUGAGAGGUUCACCACAACUCGUUUUAUCUCUACGGCCACAGGAUGCAGUCCCUGGUUGGAUAACACACCUGAUCAUACUAAACCAAAACCACACAGUAGCCAUCCAAGGAAAGAAAAGCGAUGUGCUUAACCAGUUAGAUAUAUGGAAAGCAGUUGUGCAUCGAAAAUUAACUCCAAAAUCAAGCGUACAAUCCUCGAAGCCUCGACUCCUUCCUCGGGCUGGUAGUGAGGAAAAUCAAUAUGCAGCAUAUUCUGCUCAAGACCGCCGGAAAUACGAUCAGGCAGAGGCGUUACUAACUAAAGGUCGAUUUGAGUCUGAGAUAGCAUUGCUUCAUGAUCUUGAGAUAAUGUCAAGAGGCCCGGGCCCUGAGUUGAAACGAGUCACCAAGUAUGGAGAGCCAAUUGUGGAAAUGGACGGAGUUAGAGUAUCAUACGGAGACAAGACUGUCCUUGGGGGCUGGGACCAAAUGAUUGAUGGAGAGAAAAAAGAGGGGCUAUACUGGGAGGUUCGUCGUGGCCAAAGAUGGGGUGUCUUUGGACUCAAUGGAUCCGGGAAAACAACGCUGUUAUCCUUGAUCACAUCAGACCACCCGCAGGCAUACUCCUUGCCGCUCCGCCUAUUUGGUCAAUCUCGGCUUCCAGAAGCUGGAAAGCCAGGCAUAUCUUUGUUUGAUCUUCAAUCACGCAUUGGACACUCCUCUCCAGAAAUACAUGCAUUUUUCCCCAGGAGCUUGUCUAUACGAUCAUCUAUAGAGUCCGCAUGGGCAGAUACUUUCCUAUCCAGGCCGAAGCUCAAUCAAGAGAGAAAACUUGAUGUGGUGUCUGCUCUAAAAUUUUUUGAAGCGGACUUGCACCCCGAGUUUUGUCCCGAAAUCAGCUGGCCCGCCACAUCUGCGAAUAAUGAGGGCGACGAUCUCUCUAUUCUCUGGGCAGACAAGACCCUGUUCUCAUCGCUGGACGUAUCCCAACAGCGUCUAGUCUUGUUCCUACGUUCUGUGAUCCAUAAACCUGACCUCAUUGUUCUUGACGAGGCCUUCUCGGGAAUGCCUAAAUCAUUGAGAGACAAAUGCCUGCAUUUCCUUGAAGUUGGGGAAACUUUAGAAGAAAGCACUGGUUCACGUCGGAUUUCCGACUUUAAUGUGUGGCAUCUCCCUUUCUUGCAACCUGGUACCAUACAUAAAGCUCGACAUCGAGGAUUGACAGCUUCUCAGGCUCUAAUCGUCAUCAGCCACAUCAAAGAAGAGCUUCCAGAUGUUAUUUCUCAUUGGAUGAGGCUGCCCACCAUGUUGGAAAAUGAUAGGGGAUUAGCAGGACGCAUUAGCACUGGAGCUUCAUCCAGUGGCUUCAGAAUCUGCGCUUUGAAAGAAAAUCAAACUAUUUCUGCGAAUGCAUGGGAUGACAUCUGGACAUAG